Messenger RNA from Periconia digitata, 768 nucleotides. NCBI's taxonomy places the organism in Eukaryota, Fungi, Ascomycota, Dothideomycetes, Pleosporales, Periconiaceae. The record is from the annotation of a GenBank genome assembly.
AUGUCUGGACUAAGGGUUCUGAUUCCCGUCAAGCGGGUCAUCGACUAUGCAGUCAAACCGCGCGUGAAUCGCGCGCAAACAGCCGUCGAAACCACAGGCGUCAAACACAGUAUGAACCCUUUCGACGAGCUCUCCAUUGAAGAGGCCGUUCGCCUGCGCGAGCGCAAAGUCCCCAUCGCCGAAAUUACCGCCUUCACCGCCGGCCCCACAAAGUCGCAGGACAUGCUCCGUACUGCCAUGGCCAUUGGCGCCGACAAAGGCAUCCAUGUAGUAGUUGACGAAAAGGGACCUGAGUUGGAACCUCUGGGCGUUGCCAAACUGCUAGCAAAAGUCGUCGAGGAGCAAAAAAGCGAUCUGGUCAUCUUGGGAAAACAAAGCAUUGAUGAUGACGCUGGACAGACGGGACAGAUGCUCGCGGGGCUCUUGGGAUGGUCUCAGGCUACGCAGGCUUCCAAAGUGGAGAUUGCGGACAAGACGGUUACGGUUAUGAAAGAGGUGGAUGGCGGCGUGGAGACGGUCAAGGCGAACUUGCCCAUGGUCAUCACGACGGAUCUUCGCUUGAACGAGCCGAGAUACGCCAGCUUGCCCAACAUCAUGAAGGCGAAGAAGAAGCCGCUAGAGAAGAAGACCUUGGCGGAUUAUGGGCUGGAUGUUGAGCCCAGAUUAAAGACGGUCAAAGUCACGGAGCCGCCUCCAAGGAAGGGUGGUGUGAAGGUGGAAGAUGUAGAUGGCAUGAUUGGCAAGCUGAAGGAGCUGGGUGCGUUGUAA